GCCCGGAAGUGCGUCAUCGCUGAGGUCAUGAAGAAGGAGGAAACAGAUUUCCACAGCUAAGAUGGCGGAGGAACAGCAGGAAUCAUCACAGGGAGAGAUGGAGGGUGUGAACUGCCUCGCGCAUGAUGAGGCCAUCAUCGCUCAGCAGGACCGGAUCCAGCAGGAGAUCGCCAACACGAACCCCCUGGUGUCGGAGAGACAGGAGCUGUCGGUGCUGCAGAAAGAAUAUGCGGAGGACGACAUGGUUUAUCAGCUCAAGAUCAAGGAUCUCCACAAAAAGUACUCUCAUAUUCGGAAGACACGGCCUGACGGAAACUGUUUCUACAGGGCCUUUGGUUUUGCACACCUCGAAUCCCUGUUAGAAGACAGCAAAGAGCUUCAGAGGUUCAAAGCGGUGGCCGCCAAAAGUAAACUGGACUUGGUUAAUGAAGGCUUCACCGAGUUCACCAUUGAAGAUUUCCACAACACCUUCAUGGAUUUGAUUGAACUGUGCGAGAAGCAGCCGAGCCUGCAGGAGCUGCUGAGCUCCUUCAACGAUCAGAACGUGUCGGACUACGUGGUCGUGUACCUGCGGCUCCUCACCUCAGGGUACCUGCAGCGCGAGAACGGCUUCUUUUUGAAUUUCAUCGAGGGCGGACGCUCCAUCAAGGAAUUCUGUCAGCAGGAGGUGGAGCCGAUGUCCAAAGAAAGCGACCACAUUCACAUCAUCGCCUUGGCCCAGGCCCUGAACGUGUCCAUCCUGGUGGAGUACAUGGACAGAGGGGAAGGAGGAACUGUAAAUCACCACGUCUUCCCAGAGGGCGGCGACCCUCGCAUCUUCCUGCUGUACAGACCCGGCCAUUACGACAUCCUGUACAAAUAACACUCCCCACCACAGGCCUGCAUCGUCCCGCUGCACCUGCCGGCUGCAGCGCGCUCAAACAAACAAACAAAAAAAAAGGUUCACAUUGUUGAUACAUCUGUAUAUGAGUUUCUGAGUCAAGUACUUGGGGUGGGGGCAAGAAUUCAUUUCAUACCUCUUUUACCCCUCUGUCGCUCCAAAAAUUUCAUCUUCAUUUGUCUGGAAUAAAAAAAAAACUGGACAUAGAAAUGACUCCAGCCAGAGUUGUACAGUUUUUUUCUGUUGUGGUUGUAAAUGUUCUCUUCUUGCUUCGUUUGAUUCUCUUCCUUUGUUACACUGCCUUUCAUUGAGUUUUAUUAAAGCAAUUUGCAUCUUCC
This is a messenger RNA of Oryzias latipes (Japanese medaka), 1218 nucleotides long. It is a transcript of the gene otub1b, whose product is annotated as OTU deubiquitinase, ubiquitin aldehyde binding 1b. Gene Ontology annotation, cellular component: nucleus. Gene Ontology annotation, molecular function: cysteine-type deubiquitinase activity; ubiquitin binding. Lineage: Eukaryota; Metazoa; Chordata; Actinopteri; Beloniformes; Adrianichthyidae. Gene Ontology annotation, biological process: protein K48-linked deubiquitination; negative regulation of double-strand break repair. The record is from RefSeq and is a predicted model, not a curated record.